ACGGAGAGAACAUUCUUCCCUGCUUUGCGGAACAUUUGUGCAAACGGCCUCCCAAAAUCACUUCCUUUGCCAGCAGGACACCGCUGACAAUCAUCCCUAGAAAUUGUUCGAAGAAGGUAUGUGUAUUUUUAGCUACACUAUAUCCAUCAGCUGGAAUGCUAGCAUGUGACAUUGCAACCUGUGUUCAAUAAUUUGUGCCCUAGAACAGUUGGUCAUGGACCCAGCAAGAAAGGAGGCAGCCCAACACUUAAUUCUAAGUGGUACCCAGGACCUGUGUAAGACACAAAUGUUGAACUGAUUGGACGUUGCCACUGAAUAUGAAGACAUAGUAUUGAGAACCUGAAACACUUUACUAUUGUCAGAUUAAAUUAAGAAUAUCGAACAAAUGAAGUUGCUGUAUGUUCACCACUUGUAGACUGAAAACUACAGCUGUAGAAAUAUUUCUCAAGAUAAGUUUUUUUAUGGGUGCUUACAGAGAGGACAUUAAUACUGUAAAUGUGUUGUCACCAACAGUCUUAUUUAUUUAUCAGAUUUUCUACAGAAGGGGGAAAAUUAGAUUAAGGGGAGGGGGCAGGGCCAGUUUAGAGGCCCUAAGCAAUUGAUUUUUGUGCCCCCAUAUAUAUCUAAUUCAAAAGUAAGCAAUAAUAAACUGUAAAAUGAAAGUAUUUUUCAGAAUGAAACAAAAUCUAAAGAUUGAUUUUUUUUGUAUACUUCCACUUUGUAUUUUUUAAAAAUCUACAUUUUCUAAUUGCAAAACUAAUCUUACAUAACACAUAAGCUUCUAUACUUAGUAGAGAUAAGGCAUCCAGCCUCAACUCUCACUUCUUGCCUUUGUCUUUCUAAUGAUGGUAGUUAGACAAAAGCCAGAGCUGAGAGUUGAGGGAGGGGCCCCCACCAAUUUGCUGUAUGACACAGUUAUCUUAGAUAGAGGGGCAUUACCUCACCGGAAAGCUAGCCUGGAUCUUCCAAGAACUGAAUCUGUGCUGGAUCCAGUUAUUAGAAGGGGGCUCGGGCGCACAACCCACCCCCCACAACAAUACUAUUAAGAAAACAAUCUAUUUAAUGCAAAAGAUGUGCCAUCUUCUGUCUUCCACCACAAACCCAGACACACUGCGGACCACCUGAAUAACGCUUGUGGACCACUGCUGGUUCAUGUUCCAGUGUUUGGGAACUCUUGGCUGAGAAAACAACUGAGAUGUCUUGCUGCUUUCUGUUGUCAGUGUGAAAUCUAUGAAAUCCCCUCACACCUUUGCUAGACUUCGGAAAAUGUGACUGACCUGACCCUCUCCAAGGAUCAGCAUGACAGAAGGGAGUUCUUAAUUGCUAUAAAAAUUAGCUUUUCAUUAGUAUUCUGCAUUGCAUUCUACAUACUAGCUACACCUUCUCACAUAACCUCAUCUCCUAAUGCCAAAAUACUAUCUCUCAUGGUUACUAAGCAGAGGGGGAACUGCACUUUGCACAUGUCCAGAGACCCUCUUUUCUCGCUGGAAUCUGUUGUUAUGACUCCGAACUCUCCCAUGUUAUUCCCUAUUGCAUGAUCCUGACCCAGAGUCAAAUCUCCACUGAAGAUGGAGGAAGAGCUUAAAUGCCACAGAAGGAUCUUAGAUCUUCCCGCCCUUCGCUCUUGAGGGCUGGCUGAGAAAGUUGGGUGGUGGAAAGCAGCGAGCGAAAAACUCCGGAAACAACGCAGAGGCGGAAGAAGGCAGCGAAGCAAUAAAGCGUUGAGCGGCGAACGCCUUCCUCGAGCGCUAUACGCAGCCAAGUGCGUCCCGCCCCCUUUAGGCUCUAAUGUACACCAGCCAAUGAGCGGGCGGCUGUCGGCAGUUGGGCGGAGUUCUCCCUGGAGAGAAGACAAGAAGAAGGGGUAGAGCGUCUUUUCCAAACCUGCAGUGGGAAGAGGGUGAAUGAUACGGAUUUCCGCAUCCGGGGUCAUGAGGGUAAUUUUUUUUUAUUUAAGGGAGGUUGGGGGAAAGGGGCAAUUGACGCUAUUCCAUCUCAUUAGCAACAAGCGAGCACUCCCCUCCGCCGGUAUUUGUGUUCCUCGUCGUUUUACUUCAUUCCGCCUCCUUCCUAAUGCGGCGUCUUGUGAGGGAAACGGACCCAUAACUGUAAGUUGCAAGCGCCCGCCUUCGCUUCUCGCGCGUUUUCCUCCGCUCCUCCCCGCGUUGCGCGUGCGCACCGGCGACCUGAGCGCGCGGCGGCUGAUUCUGCCGGCUGCUCUGCUCCUCCUGUGCGCUCGCGCCGACUCCCCUCAGUGAACUGGCCGCGAGCCUUUUCGGUUACAGCCCGCCAAGCCCCCCCCCCCCGAAGCCCGUGACGGGAGGCGGGGUAUGCCCUUCCCUCGACCACCCCAUCUGAAUCCAUUAUCAAAUGCUGUGAAAAACGUGUAUAAACUGUUGUCAACGGGCUCCAAGAGAGGUUCUUUUCUUUAGCCAGUUGGCAGCCCGAAAGCUUCUGCCCCUCAGCUCACACAGAAGCGGCAGAGGAGCGGCGUGUGGCGCCUUGCUUGCUAAACUUGAGUAGGUUGCACUCACGGAAGACCAGUGUUUCUAUAUACGGCCCUUGCAGGUUCUUCCAAGGCAAGCUAGAGCUGCCAUAGGAGGGCUGCGAAAAGCGGGGUUUGAAUGUUUUCUCGAAGUGAGUUUAGAAGCACCCCAACAUAUAACAGAACCAGGAUUGCAAGGGCAAUUUGUUAUUAUCUCGUGUGCUGCUUCCUAAACCACACAUGAAUACAGUGGUACCUCGGGUUAAGUACUUAAUUCAUUCUGGAGGUCCGUUCUAAAUCUGAAACUGUUCUUAAACUGAAGCACCACUUUAGCUAAUGGGGCCUCCCACUGCCGCCAUGCCACCAGAGCACGAUUUCUGUUCUCAUCCUGAAGCAAAGUUCUUAAACCGAGGUACUAUUUCUGGGUUAGCGGAGUCUGUAACCUGAAGCGUAUGUAACCUGAAGCGUAUGUAACCCGAGGUACCACUGUAUUUGUAUCCACUCUAAGCCAUAUUUUCAGUCAGAAAGUCUUCAGAAACAUAUUACGCAAAGUUUUGGGUACUUUAGAACGUUUGAUGCUGACGAAAAGCAUGUGUUGGAUGUUGCUGGUCCAAUUAAAAAAGCAUUCAUGUAGGUGGGUGUAGAAUUCCGAUGCCUCUUAAAACUUGAUAGCCGAAUAUAUAAUAAGUUCUAAUUUAAUCUUUUCCUCCUAAUAUUUUGCUAGUGGCAAAGAGUAACACUUUUAAUCAAUGACUGCAUCAAGACAAGCGGCUAUGUUCCGCCUACCACCUCUUCCAACAAUUGGAGAAAUUAUUAAACUGUUUAAGCUCAAAGCUGAAAAGCAGCUGUCCCAGAACUUUCUUCUGGAUCUGAGACUUACAGGUAAGCAGUCUGUGUCAUCUUUCAGUUUUCAUACAUAUACUACUUUCUGGUUUUCUACAUUUUUAAAAAGCUGUGUUUAAAUAGAUUAUAUUUGUAUGUUUAUUUAAAUUGAAUGCACUAUGUUUAAAUUAUUCAAACAUGGAUUAACAGUUUAAGCAUUCUAUUGUUUUGUUAGAAAAAGGACCCAUUGAGUUUAAUGGGACUUACUCCCAGGUAAGUGAGUGCACAAUUAAAACCCAGAUAUGGCAUGAUUCAUGAAAAUAUUCCAUAUAGGCAAUUCCACCGCAAUGCUCGCUCAAAACUCCCAACUCUUCAUAGGCCUCUCCAAGGUCAGUGCAAAGGCUCCUGGAAUUGCACUUGUUAAGGCUCGUUGGGUCACUAGAUGCUAUUUUUGCACAGUUUUUGUGCUCUUUUGGGGCCAUUUUUGCGCUUUUUUUUUUUUGCCACUUCCAGGUUCGUGACGAUGUAUGUAGUCACGGUUGUGCAUGCCUUGAACGCACAUAAAUGGGGAAUUGCCUAUACUCCAGGCCUUAAUUAUGUAAUGUCUGCAGUUUAGAAUACUUCAGUAUGGUAGCAUAGGUCUAUAGCGUGUUCUGAUGAUAUAAAUUAAUGGAUAAAGUUAUGUUAUGCGGAGCCAGGUUAUUACCCAAACUGAAACAUAAACAAUGUGCCCUGUACUGAAACCACUAGUGAGAGUGAUGAUUCUCUUAUUUAAUUUCACAGUGACCCAGUGAGGUAGACCAUGUGAAGAGAGUUCAUGUGUGGCGAUGUAAUUCCUGUGAACCAAAUGCCACGUGUUUAACCAGUUCGCUAGACCAUUCUCCCUGAUAGCUUUGCACUGUCUUCUUCUUCUUUGGUGAUCACUCGUAGCCGAGUAAGAUUGUCUUCCAUAAACACAGUUUUAACAAUGAGACUGUAAGUGACUGUGGAGGCCAAUUCUGGAUCCACACUUCCUUCCACAGUGGGGACAUUGGUUUCUGUGCGGGAGCUGAUCAUGGUGUGGAUUUACCAAGCGUGCCUUCCUCCUAGCACGUUUCUCCUUGCGUCCUGAGUUCGAGUGUCUUCAGAACCCACAACACCUUUGGUAAAAGCUGUUCUCCAACUGGAGCGCUUGCAGGCAGCACAACUAUGUGGCAUAGGUUUGACUGUUGGACUUGUUAAACAUAUGACAUAUGUUACAUACGAAUGCACUUCCAGUCACUAUAUCUGGGAGAGAACAGAUGUGCAUUUGUGAAGAUCUGGUGUGAGAGAGAUUGAAUGCAGGGUAAUCAGUUUUGUUACUUUCUUGGCAGUCAUUUUGUGAAUAGACAGGCUCACCCAAAGCAGCCAUUUUGCAUUAUUGUCUGAGGGCCCAGAAAGAUUAGUUUUUGCCAAGUUCUAGCGAUUUGAACAAAGAAGUUGGAGAGGUGGGAACUUUUUUUAUGUGAAUAGCCAGUAAAUAACCUAUUUACUGGCUAUUCACUAAAUCCUUCAAAGACAGAGGUCCUAUGGUUAGGUCAGGAUGGCAUGGGGAUGAGGGACCAACUCCCUUCUCUUGCGGGGGCCCAGUUAGUGCCAUCGCCUUCCGUUAAGAGUUUGGGUGUAAUCCUUGACGUCUCCCUUUCCAUGGAGGCGCAAGUUACAGCAACAGCCUAGGCGACAUUUUUCCACCUUCGCCGCAUCAAGCAGUUGGUCCUUUACCUUUCCCGCCCUGACCUGGCCACAGUGAUCCAUGCGACGGUCAUCUCCAGGCUUGACUACUGUAAUUCGCUCUACGCGGGGCUGCCCUUGAAGCUGUCCCAGAAACUCCAGCGGGUACAGAAUGCUGCAGUGAGGCUCCUCACGGGGUCUCUGCCAUGGGAGCAUAUUCACCCAGUGCUUUUCAAGCUACACUGGCUCCCGGUGGAGUACAGGGUCAGAUUUAAGGUGCUGCUUUUAACCUUUAAAGCCCUUCACGGCCUAGGACCCUCGUACCUACGGGACCGCCUCUCCUGGUAUGCCCCACGGAGAGCCUCAAGGUCCAUAAAUAACAACACCCUAGUGGUCCCAGGCCCUAAGGAAGUUAGAUUGGCUUCAACCAGAGCCAGGGCCUUUUCAACUCUGGCUCCGGCCUGGUGGAACGCUCUGCCUCAUGAGACCAGGGCCCUACAGGAUCUGAUUUCUUUCCGCAGGGCCUGUAAGACAGAGUUGUUCUGCCUGGCCUUUGGCUUGGAGCCAGUUUGAUUCCCUCCCUCCCUCUCUUUCUUUUUUCUUUUCCUUCUCCUGCGAUGAGGCUACAUUUUAAUAUUUUAAUGUUCCAUUAUUUUAAUGUUGUAUUUUAUUUUUGUUUUUAAGUUGUAAUCAUUCAUCUUGUUUUUAUUAUUGCUUGUAAGCCGCUCGGAGCCCGGCCUUGGCUGGGGAGGGCGGGGUAUAAAUAAAAAAGUAUUAUUAUUAUUUUUAUAUAAAACACGCUGUGAAAAUGCUUUUUUAAAAAACGUUUUGAAAAAUGCAGUGCUUUUUCUCAGAAAAAAAAUGUUUAGGCGUACUCUCAUUUCCUUACUCAUAUUGAAAUACUGGCCCUCAAUGAGGCCAAACUUAGAUUCACAAAAUGUUUAGGGGUAUGUGUACCCCUGCAUCCCCCCAGAAAAAAAGCACUGGAAAAAUGUACUGAAUUUGCCGUAGCUCACCUUCGCCAUCUAGUGUCACAUUCGUAUUUGCACUUUACAACACACUUAAAACGUUUUAUUUGCAGCUGUAUAGCCGAGUCCUCAAUAUGUCCGUUUGAGUUCAGUGGAACUUAUACCCAGGUAAACAUGUAUAGGCUACGGAGUGUAUGCCCUAACUUUCAUACUCUGUAUGAAAGAGGAACUUCUAAUACAGUUAAAAUAAGUUUUGUAGUUAAACUUAUAUACUAAAGACCAAGUACAUACAUCUUGUGAUAGAUGUCUUAGUCCAAUUUAUAUCCAAUUUAAUUAACUUGAUGAUGCAAUCAUUGAUUUCCAUUCUGAAAUGAACUCAUUGAACUGCUUUUCUUAAUGAGCUCUGUGCACUGAGGAUGAACUAAUUUGUGUGUCCUUUCUUGCAGAUAAGAUAGUGAGAAAAGCUGGUAGUCUGAAAGAUGCGCAUGUGUGCGAGGUAGGCCCUGGGCCAGGAGGAAUCACAAGAUCUAUUUUGAAUGCUGGUGUUGCAGAAGUCCUGUUAAUUGAGAAAGAUCCUCGUUUUAUUCCAGGGCUUCAGGUAUUCAAAUGUUUCACAAGACUUUUGAUAGUAAUUUUCCAAUUUUAGCUGUUUUAAACGUUGAAUAUCCUAUUUUAGAAGUUGGAUAUCCUAUUAAGUCUGUGCCAAAUAACAUUUCAGUUGUUUUGCCACAGUCCUGUUUAUUCAGCAGGUAGUUAGUUUUUUAAGUGUAUUCUCUUUCCAGUAAAUAUGAUCUGAGUCUCACCCUUAAUCACGAAUAUUGAGGCCUUUAUCUGUCCCAUGUUCGUGCUUUGAUAUAAAGAUACACACAGGAAGGUGAUGGAUGGAAGAUGAAGACCCCUACGUGAGGGGCAGGGUCAAGAGGAUCUCCCAGGGUGGGAGGUUGGGGGAAGAGCGGGAAGCUCCCUGGUGAGAGCUGAGAGGGUUCACUCUUCUGUGUGUGGAAUAAGGGUUAAGAUAUAUUUGUGAUAGAGGACUUUGUAGUCUCUGCCUCUUCUUCUUUCUAUACUUUAUUCCCCCCCCUUCCUUCUCUUAUUCUUGCUUUUUUUUUCUUUGCUAAAUCACAGAUGUUGUCUGAUGCAGCUCCAGGAAAAGUUCGUAUUGUUCAUGGAGACAUUUUAACGUAUAAUAAAUUAGGCAAAGCUUUUCCAGAACACCUUAUGAAGAACUGGGAAGAUGGUUAGUAUGCUAGAACUACAGUGAUUCAGAAUACUGUUUUUUAAAAAAGAUUUCUGUAAUCAAAAUGGCUAGCUGCUUAUUGGAUGAAUGGAACAUUCAGUGGUCUGUAUAUUUUCGGUUAUCUGUGAGUGCUAGGAGACUGGUAUACUCGUCUCAACAUUAUGCUUCCUCAAAGCAAUUGUGGAUAUUGUUUCUGGUUGGUGAAUACCUUGUGAAGCAGUCAUUUUUCUACACAUGUUCUUCUGACAGUGUAUAGAUGCAAUUUCAAGGUAUUUACCAGUUUCUGACACUUGGUUUCACUCUUGUUUAGAAGUUUGGUGUUUCCUUUCUAGCUGUUUAAUUCUUGCUGAGAGGAAAUGGAAAACAACAACAAACAAACCUAUGGUCAUGUAAAGCAUACUCAAACGAGACAUAACCGGCUGUGUUCUUAGAUAAAUAAGGUAUACUAUUCAUAGUAUCAAAUUAUAAAUUUCAACGGAAGUAACUCAUAAAGUUCAACAAACGUCAAGUCCUCAUCGGAAUGAGAUGCUUCUCAUUCUUACUUUGAUAGGUCUGAGAGUAUGACCUACAUACAACAAUCCACAGGGACAUCUAAUCACGUAAAUUACACGUGGAUUAGUACAUGUGGCAAAUGCCUGUGCAUGAUUAGAUGUCCCUGUGGAUAAGUAAGAAUAUCAGAACACCAAUCUAGGAUCAGGAACAAUGUAAUAAAUGCUUCUUUAGUGCAACAUUUUAUUGAAGCAUCUCAUUCCAAUGAGGACUUGACAUUUUUUGUAAUUUGGACGUAUUCAGGUCCUGCAGAACGAGCUAAAAAAAAUCCUUAUGCAGAAAGAAACUUGGGUUUUUUUCUUAUUCAAUUCCUUACAUCCCUCAGGUCUGAAUACUGAAUUGAUUAUAGUUGUUUUUUUGUGUGAAUUUGUACUAAUGUUUACAUGUAGCAUGGACUAAGUUUGUUUCCAAGUGGUUUAUUUUGAGCACUUAAUUGUGCAUCUGUGGAUUGCCAAUACUUUAGAUCCAAAAAUUGUUUACAUUUAUGUAUGAGUUUGUAUUAAUGUUUACAUGUAUAUCAUCUGAACAUGGAUUAAGUUUGGUUUUACUUUUGCUGUGCCAUAUGGGUCACUUUAAGAAAGAUAUUUUGUAUCUGUGGAUUGCCAACACCUGUAAUGCAAUCAAUUUUGUGCUUGUCCAUAUAACCCUACUUUGUAACAGUUGCUACUUACCGCAGCUACUGUUAUUCCAUAAGAUCCACUGUCCUGUAAUGUCACAUAUGGUAUGUACAGUUGUUUAUGGUUUUAUAUUAUUUUUGCUGUAAAAUGUGUGAGAUCAUGAUCUUGUAUUUAUUUGCAUUACUUAGAGCUUUAAGUACUGAUGAAGCCCAGGACGGUGAAACAAGGCCAAUAUUCUGGAAAUCCUUGUCUAGACUCUGUGUAAGGAUUUUGUGGAACUUUAGCAACCUUUUAUGUGGAUUUUUUGGACUUUACGAACAGACAGAUGGAAUAGUCACCAUUACACGGAUGGACCUUAUGCAUGAACUGACUAAAGAAUGAUCUGAUCCACCGGGUCUUCUGCUUUGUUCAUUUAUUGAACUUUAUGAGUUACUUCCGUUGAAAUUUAUAAUUUGAUACUAUGAAUAGUAUACCUUAUUUAUCUAAGAACACAGCCGGUUACAUCUCGUGUGUUUAGAGAGGAAAUGGAAGACAUUGAUGAUAGGAAGACUUCUUUCCCCUUCCUAUCCUAUCAUUCCCAGACUGCCAUUUUAAACUUGUCUCAAAUUCCUGAUCUGCAGGUCUUCUCCCACUGUGGUUCAGAUAAUUCACUUUCCACCCUGCUAUCAAAUAUUUUUAGCUGUUAGUGAUUGCAGUUUUAGUGGCAUAUGCAGAUAUUAAAAAAACUAGUAAUUGAUUGAACAUGUGUCUUUUUAACUUGAGAAGCUACUAAAGGAAGGGACAGUGCAUUCUCAUUAUGAAAAAUAAACUGAACCUUCCUACUACCCUAACUUUUGGCAGAAACCUCAGCCAAUAAGAAAAAAUUACAGGAAAAAAAAGAUUUUGGAGAUCUGUUGCACAUUUUUUAACAUUCACCUGAAUAAAAUGUGUACUUUAAAAACAACAACAUACAAACAAAAUGUAUGGGACCCUCAGAAUUUUUUCUGGGCCUAACCCAAGCAAGUUGUGACAGGCCCCUUCCAAUAGAUUUUUUUAAACUUGCUUUUGUAUUUAUUUUGGUUGGUUACAUAUACCUUGACAAGGCUUCAUCAGUGUGAUGUGUGAAUCUUUCAGCAAACAUAGCGCUAAACUAGACAUGACACUAAAUGUCUCGUCAGGCAUGAUAAAAUAUUCAGGUGGUAAUGAAUAGUUUGUAUUCUCUAUAGUAAAAAUAUGGUUGCUGGAUGUAUCUGCCUACCAACUGGCAGACUUAAUCCAUUUUGGAGGGGGUCAUAUGUCUGCAAAUGUCAUCUCCUUAUAUCAAAAAAGGGGAAAUACAUUGCUAUUUUUAGUAAUUUGGAGGCGGGGAGAAACAGGUUCAUUUUUAACAGAUCUAAUUAAUGGUCCCAGAUAAUGGAAAUGCACAGAGCAAAGGAAGCCCAAAUGAAGGUUGCUUCCCAUAGGUGCAGAGAUAUGUAAAAUCUUGUGGCAAAUUCCCACCCGUAGUGAAAAUGUGCUUCAUUCUUACAUAAAUAUCAAUUAAUCACAUAGAGAUAUGAAAAAAUGUUUUCUUUCACACUUUCUUAUAGAUCCACCAGACAUACAUAUUAUAGGAAAUCUACCUUUUAGUGUUUCAACUCCCCUAAUAAUCAAGUGGCUUGAGAAUAUAUCAAAGAGAGAUGGACCUUUUAGAUAUGGUAGAACACAGAUGACAUUGACCUUUCAGAAGGAAGUUGGGGAGGUAAGUUUGGUUCUUACUUCCUUAUAAAUUAUUAAACCAGAAACAGAUCUAAUAUGUAAAUUAAGAAAUGUCUUAGUUGUAUUUUGCUUCUGUUUUUUUCUUUGAGACCGGCCAUGGGCUGGAUCACUCCUGCGGAGAUCGUCCGUGGGCCAGACCGGCGCAGCGCGGUGCCGGAAAUGGCAUCUGCGCAUGUCCACAGUACUGGAAAUCGCUUCUGCGCAUGCCCAGACACCAAAAAUCGCACCUGCGCAGAAGCGAUUUCCAGUAUCUGCACAUGCACAGACGCGAUUUCUGGCGCUGCUCAGCAAGUCCCUGCGCUGUGCUGGUUUAGCUUGGUUCAGGGAUGGCUCGUGGGCCGGUAAAAUGGUCUUCGUGGGCUGCAUCUGGCCCAUGGGCCUCAUGUUGCUGACCCCUGCUGUACAUCUUAGUGUGUUGCUCUUUCAAUCUUCAAGAUUUGUAGGGAAAAACUUUUUGUAACAAAAAUUAUAUUGCAUGCUGUGCUAAUAUAAAAGUUAGACUAAAUUCUUCCUAGUGCAAGAGGUAUUAUUUUGAAGUUCCUUAGUUCUGGCUUUUCGUUUUACUGAAUUCAUUCUUAGGAUGAAAACACAGUAGUGGAACCCUUACCACUUUCAUCCACAACCAUUCCAAGGGGAAUCCAUUUCUUCUUCUUCUUCUUCCUAAAGAAAAAUAAACAAAAUAAAUAAAUAAAUAGCUUAGUACUACUAGUAUUACUACUACUACUAGCUUCAUAAGCAAGUCCUGACAAAAACUAGGGACAUCUGUCAAAGUAGCUGACUUAGACUAUGCAUAUCAGAGUCCAACAGAACGAUCCUACCCAUGAGUCCCCCAGGCUAUUUGAGCACAGUGCUAUGUGCUGUUUUUUUGUCGGGGGGGGGGGCUUGCAUUAACAAUACAUUUGUGCCAGCAUAAUCAAAACACUUGCAAUAAACUUCCAGAGUAGGGACAAAAAAUGGGUGAAUCUAGUAUAUGGCAAGAGAUCAGGGUUUCUUUUUGUGGGGAAAGAGCAAGAGUUGGGUGGAAACUUGGGACCAACACUGUGCCUGUUUAGUAUGUAAAUCCAUACAUAAUAGGUUCUGCCUUUGUAAGUCACCUGUGGCAGAUACGGUGCACCUCUUAUGGAAGUAUGUGGCAAUAAUUCCAUUUUGGAAAGAGUAUGUGGUGGUGGACCCUUGUGCUUCCUGUUGUGGGUUCUGUUCUUCCUUGGGACUGUGGUCCCCUCCUUUGCAAAAGCUUGUUCCCCUCACACUUAGCAGCAAAAUAACUCUCCUGCAGUAUUCUUACAGACUUGAACCCUUCUUCUGGUGAUCCCAUGGGUUCUUCAUGCAUGCCUCCUAUGCACUGAGCUAUAAAAGUAACUAAAUGUUGUGACUGGAAUUACACUCCUAACUCUGUUUUCUGACUUCAAGAUUGGUCGCCCAAAAUUUGGUUGAUGGCAGAGCUUGCUCACCAUUUUAGGAGGGCAACUCUGCAAGUACAAAUUCUCUAAAUUAAGGCAUAUCUAAGCUAAAUUGUUGAUUGGUUCUCUUCUCCAGAAAUUUAUAAGAUAGCCAAGUCUUGACAGGGUUGUGCUCCUCCCAAAGGAGCUGGUACAUUGUUUAGGGAUACUUCUUGAUCCAUCAUUGUCUUUUGACGCCCAGGUGGUGUUAGUGGCAAGGAGUGCCUAUUUCUAGCUGCAGCUCAUUCACAAGCUACAACCACUCCAGGACCAGAAUAAGUUUGCCGCAGUAAUCCAUCCUCUGUUAACCUUUCAACUAGAUUACUGUAAUGCACUCUUUUGAAGCUAUCUUUCAACAUGGUCUGGAAGCAGAAACUUUCAGUAUGGCCACCAGAAUUUUUAUUAGUACAGUGGUGCCCCGCAAGACGAAUGCCUCGCAAGACGGAAAACCCGCUAGACGAAAGGGUUUUCCGUUUUUGAGUUGCUUCGCAGGACGAAUUCUCCUAUGGGCUUGCUUCGCAAGACAAAAAUGUCUUGCGAGUCUAGAGAUUUUUUUUUCGCUUUUCCCCCCCUUUAUCUAAUCUGCUAAGCCUUUAAUAGCCUUUAAUAGCCUUUUAGCAGCUAAUCCCUAAGCCUUUAAGCCUUUAAUAGCCGCUAAACCGCUAAUAGCGCUAAUCCGUUAAGCCGCUAAUAGGGUUGCUUCGCAAGACGAAAAAACCGCUAGACGAAGACUCUCGCGGAACGGAUUAAUUUCGUCUUGCGAGGCACCACUGUACAAUGUACUAGGAGAACAUAUCUCCAGUUCUGCAGAAUCUGCACUACCAACCCCAGUUCAAAAUGUUGUUAACUUAUAAAGUUCUAAACCACUUGGCAUCCAAAUACUUGAGCAAGUUCCUCUCCCUAUAUGAUCUUGCUGGAGCCUUAAGAAAUGCAGUGAAGACUCUUUGUACCACCAGUGAAAGCUGCCCAGUGUAGUGACACUGAAUGAGCUAAUUUCUGUAGUGGCACCUUGUCUGUGGCACUUCCUCCCCUUGGAAGUGUGUAUGCUACCAGCACCUUGAAGUCACUGUUUCAGUCAUAUUUGGUAUUGAAGAUGGCCUUUUAUAUAUUGCAUCUUACAUAGUGCAAUUUAUGAAUGUUGAAUAUCAGUUCCUAAUGUUAUUGCCAUGAUAUAAGGAUCAUCAUCGGCACCAACCUCUUAAGAUGCUGCAGUUGUGAGACAAAACAAAUCCCUUUUAUCAGUUUUCAAUCCACGUGGUUUCUGGCACAAAUGCUGUGUUGGAUUUGCUGAAAUAUUUGAUAGUGUGAACUGCUUUCUAAGCUUAGUGAUCUGGCCAGUGGAUGAGACUUGUAAUUCUGAAAUAGGUUGGAAAUGAAAGGGAACAGUAUGUUGGCAGCUAGGAGGAAAUAAAGAGUCUGUGCUUUAUAUAGCUGUAACCAGCUGUAUAUGUGAUCAAUUUUUUCCCUUAUGUGUGACAUGUAGAUUAUAGUGCUUCUGCACAAAAUGUAGCUUAAAUGAGAUGGAAAAUAGCAUGCACAGUGAGUUUCUUGUGCUUGUCUGCUAGGAACAAAGCUACAGGAAAUGCAGUGGUAUGAUCAUGGUAAUAGAAUGAGCUAGAUUUGGUGGAAGUUUUCUGGUCUUUAAAAGCUUUUCUCCCCACACUUUCAAGUUUAAGUACAUCUUUAUUCAGUCCUUUCUUCAAAGAGCUCAGGCUUUUGUACAUUAUUCCUCCUUUCAUUAUUUUCACAAUAUCCCUGUGAAGUAGGUUUCCCUGAGAGAGAUGAGGGAUGCAAUGUCUGAUCUUCAUGACUAAGAGAAGAUUUUAAUUCUUGUUUCUCUGCUUCUGGCCCAACAUUGUUCUUUUUUUGUAAAUGCAACCAUAGAAAUAAGUCCCUAAAGACAACUUCAGCCAGUCCCUAAAGACUUCUGAAAAAGCCUGAUGCCUGAAAUUACUGGGGAGAGCUUACCUGUUGGAAAGAGCUUGUUUCUGAUAGACAUACACCAAACUACAGUCUUCAUGUGUUAAAUGGAAUACAUGAGGCGUAUAUAGAGGAGUCAUCCAAAUACCCAGUUCAGAAGGCAUUAUUUCAAGAACCAGUAUCUUGAACUGAGCUCAGAUAUGCCAGUGCAGAUAACAUUACACUGCAGUAAUAAGCUCUAAGUGUCCAGUCCCAGGAAUAACAAGUUGAAUGCAAUUAUGCAGGUCCAUUUGCAGAAGGGCUUUUGACCCAACAGAUACCUCCAUUAACAGAAGAGGUGAUUUUUGCCAAUUGCCUCUUUUGUGUCCCAAAGAUCUGAUCUGGUGGGUUGGGAAACCCUUCAGUACAUUGUGGAUAAUGGUGCUGGGAGCUUUAGGGCAAAGGGGGAAUUGGUGAAAACUUAUUUCAUCUUUCAUUAUCUGAUACCUUUGCUAGAUGAAAAACUCUUUAACGAACAAAGGGACCUUUCUUGUUUGUACAGUGGUACCUCUAGAUGUGAACGGGAUCCAUUCCGGAGCCCCGUUCACAUCUAGAAGCAAACGUAACCCGUGUCCGCGCGUGCGUGGGUCACGUUUCGGGGGCUUCUGCGCAUGUGCGUGACGUCAUUUUGAGCGUCUGCGCUUGCGGAAGUGGCGAAACCAGGAAGUAACGCGCUUCGUUACUUCUGGGUUGCCGCGGAGCACAACUCGAACGCGCUAAUUCCGAAGCACAUUAAACCCAAGGUAUGACUGUAUGAGACCCAUAGUGAAGUUAUGUUCACUACUUGCAUCAUAGAUAUGGGGAUAUCUGGGCAAUUGGUCCAGUAGGCCUAACUUUGAUGCUAAGUGGAAGCCCUAUUGGGAUUGGUUCCAGUUGUGUUCCUGAGCUGUGCUGAUCCCUCUUGAAAAAAGGGUUUGCUCUUGGCAUUGAUUAGCAUGGACUGCAAGCCCCUUGUGGCUGGGAUUGUCCUUUCCAGCCCAGCUUGGGCCCUUUGCUUUGUUACGUGUUUAUAAGGAUUAUUGGUUUUAAAAAUCUAUAUGCCUAUCAUAGGUAAAGGUAAAGGUACCCCUGCCCGUACGGGCCAGUCUUGACAGACUCUAGGGUUGUGCGCUCAUCUCACUCUAGAGGCCAGGAGCCAGCGCUGUCCGCAGACACUUCCGGGUCACGUGGCCAGCGUGACAAGCUGCAUCUGGCGAGCCAGCGCAGCACACGGAAACACCGUUUACCUUCCCGCUGGUAAGCGGUCCCUAUUUAUCUACUUGCACCCGGGGGGGGUGCUUUCGAACUGCUAGGUUGGCAGGCGCUGGGACCGAACGACGGGAGCGCACCCUGCCGCAGGGAUUCAAACAGCCGACCAUGCGAUCAGCAAGUCCUAGGCGCUGAGGUUUUACCCACAGCACCACCCGCGUCCCAUGCCUAUCUAUAUGCCUGUGGCUUGUGUGAAGGGGGGUACAUAAAUAAAUAAAACGCAUGCCCUUUUUAGACAUUAAUGGACAUCUUCAGAAGCUUUUUGAUCGUUUUUCUGAUUAAGAGAAUGCUCUGAAAGUCUCUUCUGUUUUUUGCGAGUUAAAUAUCACCUGUUAAAUUUCUAGAAGUUAAUGCUUAAUUAGCUGGAAUGAAUUUACUCACCAAAAAGUGGUUUUCUUUCACAGAGAUUGACAGCUAGUACAGGAGCCAGGCAGCGAAGCAGACUUUCCAUUAUGUCUCAGUACUUGUGCACUGUUCACAAGUGUUUCACAAUUCCAGGUCGAGCUUUUGUUCCAAAGCCAGAGGUGAGUCUCUUCUUUCUUUAGUACUAAGAAUUAGAAAUUAAAUCUUCAAACUUAAAAUGGCAAAGCCACCAGCACAUAAAUGCAAGCUGAAUGUGCUGUCUGAUUCUGAGAAAUUGGACUGAAUGAGUGCUGAAAUCACACACAACUAUAGAUUUAGAUCCAAAGAUCCUGAAAAGGAAAUUGCUCGUUGACUGUAUCCACCUGAGGCAAAUAUUGCCUAGAGUUGCCUGCCCCCUGCUCUUGCGAAGGACAGGAAUUCAUCAGGCAAAUCGUGUGUGUGUGGUUUUUAUCAUAGCUUUAGGAGUUUUCUUGUACCAGUCUCAUAGCCAAAAGCAAGAGAUGGGUCAAUACAUCAGCCAGCACGUUACAGUAAUAUUGUUGCUGAAGAAUAUGUAUCAGAAUUGGAUUGCUAGUAUGAUUUGUUUGUGAUAUUUUGAAAUUCAAAAAGACUGAGUAAUUAUAUCACCAACUUCUUUUUGAGUAAUUCUUCAAACUGACCAUUUUGAACCAUGGCCUUGCAAAUGGUACCUCUUUUCAAAUGGUGUUGCAAUUUUAAUACAGCCUGCCUUUGUAAAGUGAUUCCUGCUAUGUGAGGAAAAUCCCUCAAAGCAAAAUGAAUUGCACAGAAUUCCUGAAACUAUAGGCAUUAGUGUUGAUCAGUGACAGUACCACGAAUUUAAAGAUUUACAGCUAACUGGCACUUUGAGGAUUGACCAACAGAUGCCCAGAGAAAGAAUGUAAUCUGAAAAGCUGCUUUUGCCCAUGGAUUAGUAGCCAGUUACAGUCAACAUGGGAUCUAAGUAAAGGUUUAGGGAGGUGACAAAUACCAGACUAGGAAUGCAGACUUGAAGAUUAAGCUUGGCACUAGCAGAGGAUGAAUGAACCUAUAGCACUGCUAUGAAUAUACAGUCAUAACUCGGGUUAAAUGCUUCAGGUUGAGCGUUUUCAGGUUACGCUCUGCGGCCGUUACUUCUGGGUUUCGCUGCUUGUGCAUGCACAGACGCUCAAAAUAGCGUCAUGUGCGGAAGCGGUGAAUCGCGACAUGCGCAGACGUCGCUUCAGGAUGCGAACAGGGCUCCAGAACGGAUCCCGUUCACAUCCAGAGGUACCACUGUAAAUUGAUGUGGUCAUUUUCAACUCAGUUGCUACAAGCCCAGUUGUCAGAUGCUGCUUUGAAAAGCUCCUGAACACUAACAGCAGUGGAGCCAAUCAAACUUGCUUGAAGCUGAUUUGGAGGUGACUUAAAAUGAUAAGCAGAAAUUUUCUCAGUAGUGCAGAGUCAAUUGAGUAUUAAUUGGGAGAUUAAUCUGGGAUAUUAAUCAAUGCACCUGCUUAAUUCUUGGAUCUUGAAACAACCAAGCCACAAAACCUCAUGUUUUAAUUGGGAUUCAGUCUCAGUUUAUUGGCCCUCAUCUGAUAAAUUGUAUGUAUGCUGUUCUCAACUCCUUGGAAGGAAACUAGGAUACAAAUGUGUCAAACACGUUUCAUAAAUUCACUCAACAAGGUUGGUAUGGACACUAAAUCAAUCAUUCGUGCUUUUAGUAAUGAGAUGAUGGGUUGUAGUUAUUGUACUAAAGAGAUACAGAAGCAAGGCAAAUUUCCUAGCGGUAGUGGUUAUGUAGUAGCCCAAGACUGAUCUACAUUGUCAGGUUGAAACAAUCAGAAGUCAUUCAAGUACUGUAAGAAGCUUAAUGCAUGAAAGUUAUUUUAUUUCUAAAUGCAGUAACAGCAAACCUGCAACUUAAAUGUACUGCAACUUACGCACAUUCAGAUUUAAGUGUGUGGCAGUUAAAAAAAAAUAGAAAGGGGGCAUAGUUCCAGGAAAAAAGGCUUUGGCAAGUCCACCUGCCAUUGAACCCAAUGAGGUUUGACUGUUUUUGAUUUUGGCUUUAGGUACUGUCCCUGAAAUGUAACCCCCAUGUAGGUUGCGAGGUUUUCUGUACAGUGUUGCCUUUCCCCCAUUCUCUGUGCAUCUGGAAAUACCCCUCUAUAAACACUGAAGAGUACUCUUGGGGAUUCUCAGAAUUUGGUGGGAAAUAGAAGAAUGUUUUCUGUGUAAGACAUUCUGGAUAUCAGGUGUGAUAAUUCCUAAAGGUAAAGGGACCCCUGACGGUUAGGUCCAGUUGCAGACGACUCUGGGAUUGCAGCAUUCAUCUCGCUUUACUGGCCGAGGGAGCCGGCGUACAGCUUCCAGGUCAUGUGGCUAGCAUGACUAAGCUGCUUCUGGCAAACCAGAGCAGCGCACGGAAACGUCGUUUACCUUCCCGCCGGAGCGGUACCUAUUUAUCUACUUGCACUUUGACGUGCUUUCGAACUGUUAGGUUGGCAGGAGCAGGGACCGAGCAACAGGAGCUCACCCCGUCGCGGUGAUUCAAACCGCUGACCUUCUGAUCGGCAAGCCCUAGGCUCUGUAGUUUAGACCACAGCGCCACCCGCGUCCCUUUGUGAUAAUUCCUGUUUCUUGCAUAGUGGAGAUGGUCUUUUUCAUCUGUAGGAGAGAAGAACAGAGACUGAGCUAGUCUGUGCUUUUUUCUCUUGGCCUAUUGAGCCAUGUGCUGUUGUUGUGUCAUGCUAAUGUUCAUUUGUGCCAGCAACAGGGUACUUGUUUGUCUUGCAGAUCUGUUUUGUCUUUUGAGAUCACCAUGGUGGUGUCUUUUGAGAUCACCAAUGGAGAGUUGUGUAUGUUAAUUUCAUUUGCAUUAGUAUGUGGUGCCAUCUGCUCUUUUUCUGAUGGUGCUCUAUCCCCCCCCCUCCUUUGUACUGGAUGUGUCUUUCUAUGUGAAUGUUGUAGCAAGAAUAUAUGCCUUUAGGGAUGGUGCUCACUGUUAAUGACUAUUCUCCUUCUCUGUCUCUCUGUAUGUGGCAUUUCGUUUGCUCUGACAUGGUUUUGUUGGCAGCAAUUGCUUGGUGUCAUUUUUCAGCACUGUGUCUUUGUAGACUCUGUCAGAGUAUUUUCACUUCUUUUUUUAAAAGCUGAGCCUGUUAAGCGUUUAGCUGGAAUGACCCUGUAGUGCUCUAAUAUUGUGUUAUUUGUGCUAAUGGAACCUUCCAAGCUUGCCUUUCAGUCCUUAAGUUCAGACAAUAUGUUUCAGUUUUGCAAACUUUUAAAUAAUUCUACAGAUAGGAUGCUUAAUACACAAAGUGUACAGAAGCAGUUCAGAGUGCCAGGCUGAUUCCUAUCAUAUUUUAUAUUUUUGCUGGAAACUCCCCCCCCCAGCCCAACCCCCAAAUACUUUCUUGAUCUCUGAUGUAUUCUAAAGAGAGCUGAGAAUAUGCAUUGGAGAAAAUGAUGGCCUUACUGCUUACACUGGUAAACCACCACUGUUUGUUUGAGAAUUAAACCCACUGAAAUAAUUGAGACUGCUUUGGAAUAACUAUUACGUUCAAGCUUGUAGCUCAGUGUAGCUCAGAAGAGCUUGUAUUCUCUUCUGGGGUCUAUGUUUGCUCCUGGAUCUCCCUGUUGGGGGAGCAAUGUGGUCUGGAUUAUAUGUCUUACUCUGUGGGUGUCGUACAUAUGGAGGAUUCUGUAUUUGGUUUUCCUUUCAUACCAUGAUCUUGAUCUUUAUCUUAAUGACCAAGUAGCAACAUUAAUAUUUCUGUGAAUCUUCUUUUUCCUGGUUUAAGUUUUGGCAUAUCUUUUCUUUAAGAAAAAAUAUAUACAUUGGACUGUAAAAAGCCCCAAAACACACCUGAGCUUGUUUAGGUAUCACAGGUAUUUGCAAUAAAAAUAAGACAGUAUUUAUUUAUUCAUCCUAAAAGAGUUGUUGGCGGUGGGGGGGGGGGUAGACACCUUAUUAUUUACAGACCUAAGAUUGAACCACUGCAAUCACCAAAUAACUUUGGUACAUUCUUGGUCUGUCUGUCCAUCAAUCUAUAGUGGGUAAUGAAACAAGUUUCUUGAAUUUUAACACACGUUUCACAUUUGAUUAAGAGCCCUGCUGAAUCAGACCAAAGGCCUAUCUAGUCCAACAUUCUGUUUCUCACACGUGGCUAGCUAGACUUGCCUGUAAAGCUCACAAAAAGGACACUAGGGCAAUAGACCUUUCCCUAUUGUUGUUUGCAAACAACUGAGGCAUGCUGCCUCUGAUCCAGAAGGUGGUCUAUAGCCAUCUUUGCUAGUAGUCAUUAAUAGCCCUAUCUUCUGUGAAUUUGUCUAAUCACCUUUUAAAGCCGUCUAACUUUGUUGCCAUCACCACAUCUUGUGAUGGUGAAUUCCACAGUUUAACUAUGCAGUGCGUGAACAGUUCCUGUCUUGAAUCUCCCACCUUUCAGCCUUAUUCAAUGAACCUGGCUAGUAGCUAGUAGUAUGAAAGAGCAAGAAAACGUCUCUCUUCACACCAGACAUUAUUUUAUACACCUCUAGCAUGUCCCCUCUUACCUUUUUUGUAAAUUAAGAAGACCCAAAUGUUGCAACAUUUCUUAGUAUGGGAGUUACUUCAGCUCCCUUUUCAUUUUGGUGCCCUUUUCCUGUACCUUUUCUAUGAAGAGCUGUUCACAUCUCCAACUCAGAGCUAAUAUUUGAAAGAUGGGUAGAAAAAUUAAAACUAAUAUGGAACUAAUAAUCUUACUCAUCUUUUACAAGAGGCCAAGCCAUAUUCUUUAGUGAAAUGUAAACUCAUUAUAUUUGCACUAGAAUAUCUGUGUGUAUGCAAAUUUACACGUGUCCCAAGUUAUGGCCCAAAAAUCUCUUUUCUAUUCCUUCCCUUAUAUACCAUAUUUUUUGCACCAUAACACUCACUUUUUUCCUCCUAGAAAGUAAGGGGAAAUGUCUGUGCGUGUUAUGGAGGGAAUGCCUACGGGUGGCGGGGGGGGGGGAUGUGCUGCAGUCGUGAGCAGAGAAUCCAUGGUUCCCCUUCCUUCCCUCCUCCGUGGCUCGCUUUGAAACAGCAAAGCGGGAGAAGAGCCGCUGAGUGGGGAGGAGAGAGGGACAGAGAGCCUGCUUCUUUAAAGGAGCAAAGUGGGAGAUGAGAGGAGCCACUUACACAAGUGUAAGCGGCUCCUGUCCGGUUGGUUCCUUUAAAGCAAGCAGGCUCUCUGUCCCUCUCUCCUCCCCACUCAGCUCGCUGCAUAGCAGCAAAGUUUUUCAGCUCGCUAAGCCAGGGAUGAGCGGGGAGGAGGGAGAAAAGCAGAGCCUGCUUGCUUUAAAGGAGCAAAGUGGGAGAGGAGAGGAGAGGAGCCUUCUCCUCUUAUACCCCUCUUCUGCAUUAUUAGCAGCAUCAUCCUCCACCCACCCCACGCGUGCUUCUUCUCCCCUUAAACCCCUCUUCUGCAUUAUUAGCAGCAUCCUUCUCCACACCACGCAUGCUCCUUGUCCCUUGAGUGCUUUUCCUUCCCUCCCCACUUAAAACGUGGUUACAAAGCACGGAUCCACAUGGAUCCUCAGUAUUUUUGCACUGGGUCACCCCAAAUUCACCAUCAGAUCACAUAGCAUGUCCAUGGCUACAUCUUGCACCAAAAAAAUCACGCACCCACUGUUGCCUGGGACCACAGUGGUGCAAAAACUUGGUUACAAAGCAUGGAUCCACAUGGAUCCUCAGGAUUUUUGCAUUGGGCUACUCCAAACUCACUGUCAGAUCACAUGUCUGUGGCCACAGCAUGAACCACAAAACUCAUACAUCCACUGUUUCGUUUAGAAUAUUUUUUUUCUUGUUUUCCUCCUCUAAAAACUAAGUCCGUGUUAUGGUCGGGUGCGUGUUAUAGAGCGAAAAAUACGGUACCAAAGGAUUCAAACUCUGCCUCGCCUGCUGAAUAGAAAUGAGGGGUUCCCCACAGUGACUAAUAAUCAUUUCAGCAUGUUAAAAAGAAGGUUAUGAGAAUCAAGGCAAAUUAACCAAGUGAAUCAUGCUGACAAAGUAAUUGCAAACUGAGUUGCUAUCACCUGCAAGAACUCUGUGUGUGCCAGAUUGCCAGUAACUCUGAUCCAAUAAUAAAUAGUUUGCAUAAAAUAAAGGAUUUAAAGAAACCAAAUGAUGUACAGGUUAAAAUCACACUGAAGCCCUGAACAGAUUGGGAACAGAUGCAUUUUGGUUAGUUAAAUCAUGCAGUGACUUGGGUAUAACAUACAGAAGUCAAGGAGAAGACAAAAAUAUUUUUAAAGUGGAGCAUGAAAUUGGAGGGUUUAAGUUUCUUUUAGUUACAGAGGCUGCUGCUGAUACACCCAUUUCUUAGUCCUGAGCUGUGUCUAACCCUUCAAUUAGCUGCAGACUGCUAAGUAGACAUUUUUUUAAAAAACAUAAAAAUGGAAUCUGCUGCAGGUGGUCAGGAGAUGAGGGGGCAGCUUUGGCAACAACUGAAGCAGUGUCUUCAGCCUCUGAUAUGCAAAUACACGAGGCUUUGUUUGUUUUUAAAUGAAGAAAUUUAGUUACCAUGGUAGUUGGGUAUUGACAAUGAAAGCUACAAUUUUAAAAACAAUACAUAGGGUUUCACAUAAAGGCAGAGUAGGUUUGGCGGGUAUCCUAAUUAAAAUUAGAGUUGUGUUGAAAUUAAGUAAGCCACAUUACAGAUAUCUAACUUUCGCAUGCUAAAAAACAACAACCUGUACAGUACGCAUUUUUACCGUUCUUUUUGUUUGUUUUUUUCGAAUACAAUUCAGUUGCAAAGCAAUAUCAACAUAAAUUAAUGGUUGCUGCAGUGAUUUAAAUCCCCCCCUGUACCAUACCAGAGUGUAAUUAUGACACUUGCAUCAAGAACAAAAAACUUUCUUCUAUAUUUUAAAAAACCCAGAACUACAAUAAGCACCCCCCCCCCCCCCAACAACUGAGCAGGAGCCUUGAGUGACAGACCGGCAACUGUAUUUACACAUAAUCCUUCAGGUUGUAGCCUGUGUUGUUCUCUUGCUGGGCAGCUGGGAACUGUUGCUGUGUUUUGUUGGGAUAAAUCCAUGUUCUUUGCUGCUUUGUAAAACAGGAAGUGCCAAAGAUGGCACCUGCAGUGAGCAGAAGUCCUGCUGAAAUGAAUCCAAUGUAAACUGCUCCUCCUGGUUCAUGCUUACUGCUUUCUGGGACUGUUGGGUCCAGAAAAUUUGAAAUGAUUUCUCUCGUGUACCAGGCUGUUGGUAUCAAGCCGAAUAUACCUGCAAGGAUGAAGAAGACUCCUCCUGCAAAUGUAGUGUGGCUCUUGGUGUCAUGGUCUCCUCCCAGCCGAGUGCACUUCAUCCCCAUCGUGGCGAUGCAGAUUCCAAAAGUGGAGAGGAUGCAAGACAACACCAUGGUGGUCCGUGCUGCCUGGAUGUAAACAGGGAGGGAGAGGAUUGAAUAUUUCAACGUGCAGCUAAACAUCCCGGUGCUGUACCAUGUGCAGUCCAUCCAGAGUCCUUGCAUCUGAGUUAUGGCUGUGAUGAUGUUUGAACCUACGUCUGCGUUCACCUUCCAGUUGGGCAACAAGGUGGCUGUAAUUGCACCGAAAACGCCAAACAAGGCUAGAAUGAAAGCAAAGAACUGUAGAGCUGCUGAUGCCAUGAUGAGAUGUGCUGUCACCUUUUGUCUGCCUGUUUCUCUCCUGUUGUAAACCUUUGUAUGCCUGAUGGCUCCCCAGCCACGGCUAUAGCUGUCCGCAUGUGAUAGAAGGGGGAGGAAGGGGGGAAGUGGCAGGGGCAAAGGAAAGAGAAAUGAGCAAACUAGAACACUUGCAUUUAAAAUCACUGCUAUCUGAAUGAAUGACUGAACGUGACCCUGCAGCAGAUGAGAAGGCUACAAAAGCACAGAGCAGCUGUACACAGGGCACUUGAACAGAAAUGAUUAUAAAUGAACAGUGUGUGAGCGACUGAGCACAAGGAACUACCCUUCAAUAUUCUGCCACUUCAAGAAAACUCAAAUUGAAACACUGAAGGCACAAGACUAGGAUCAUGUAAAUGCUAAAAAACACAGAAAUACAAAAUUGAGCUAUUCUUGCCCUCAGUGGCCAUCUCGCUUCUGUGGCACAAAAGUAGAAUAAGGUAUCUAUUCAAAUCUACAAUUAACUAAAGCAAUGGCUUGUAAGUAUAUACUUUCUUCCCAGUUUCCAUAGGAAAUUUUAAUCCUUGGAAAUUUAGGUCAGUAUAAUCUUUUCCCCAUUCACAUGGUUUUUAAUGGUUCAGCAAGUGCUCUUUUAUUUAUAUAUUUAUCUCAUAAAAUUUGUACACUACUUCGUUGUUUUUUUAAAAAAACCAACCUCAGCAGUUUACAAAAAGAAUAAAAUGAUCAAUAAAAGCAGUUAAAACAAUUAUUUUUUAAAAUAAAUCAGUGGUAAACUAAAAACAGAUUAAAACACACAUCAGCGUUCUUUCUGCCCAUCUGAGUAGGCAUAUCUAAACAAAAAUGAUUCCAGCAGGCAUCAAAAAGAGCACAGUAAAGGCCCCUGUCUGAUGUCAAUAGGCAGGGGGUUCCAAAGCAUGGGUGCUGCAGCACUAAAAGAUUGCUUUCUUACGAAUGCAGAAUAGGUAUUAUGUGCUCCCUGUAACAGUGCCAGUUCUUCAUAUCAAAGUGUUGGAGUAGACAUAUAUGAAUUAAGGCAAUCUUUCAGGUAAACAGGUCCCAAGUUGUUGUUUUACAAAAAAUCUGUUUCCUUACUAUUUUCUGAAGAGCAAAGCUCAAACUUCUGUGUUGGCCAUAUAGAGCUUGAAAUUCCUAAGGACUAGAACAGGGGUUGGCAAGGUUUACUGGCCAUGGGCCAGAUCACUCCAACAGAGAUCGUCCAUGGGCUGGACUGGCGCAGUGCAAUGCCGGAAAUCGUGUCUGCACAUGUCCGCGGCGCCAGAAAUCGCUUCUGUGCAUGCCCAGAUGCCGAAAAGCGUGCCUGCACAGAAGCAAUUUUCAGCGUCUGGACAUGCACAGAAGCGAUUUCUGGUAUCUGCACGUGCGCAGAUGCCAUUUCCGGCGUCGCGCUACACUGGUUUAGCACAGCACGCUGGGGACUUGCCAAGCAGACGGUUCGGUUGGGCGGCUUGUGGGCCGGUAAAACAGUCUUUGUGGGCUGCACGUUGCCAACGCCUGGACUAGAAACUUAAAUUUACCCUAUCCCUUGAUUUAAACUAACCACCUCUGAUAUAGCACAAUAACUAAUAAGAAAUAAAGCUAUUGCUAAAGACUGAAAGAAUGAUUCAGCUAAAUUUAAGUACAUUUAAAUUUCGUUUUAAAUGGCAGGGUCAGCUGCAUGUUAACUCUGAAAUCAAUGCUGCCGUUGAAAUCAGUGACACUUAAAUGUGCUUAACAUUAGCUGGAUCAUUUCCUUGCAGUCAAAAUGAUGCCUGGUACAUGGAAAACUCUUAUAUAGCUCUAGGUUUCAUAUAUUUUGUUGGACAAAGAGCCAUGAUAAUUAAAAUUAUAGAAUAAUAAUGUUAUAAUUACUUUUAAUUCCAAUUCACAUGAAUUGGAUUUAGAAGGAGAGGAGGUUUGAGCAUUCUAACUAUAGAGAAAGGUCAUUAGUUUUAUACUAUUAAUCCUAAAGUAUUGAAUGCAAGCUCAUCUAAUUAAUUUAGCUGUUCAUAAGACCACUUACUGGCAUUCUUAGCUUUUAAAUAGUGCCAGUGACUUCAGUUGGGUGGUAUCACUUACGGUAGUAACAGGGUGGAUAAAAUUGCAGGUCCAUUAAUUUUGGUAGGACUUCACCAGUGAACCACUUGAAGGUCAAAGCAGAAAGGCUUGGGGAAGUCCAAUACAUUUUUGCUCUAGGUGUUACAUUUAGGUCCUCUCCACCUGCAAACAUCCCAUCUCCUGCCACAUUGAAAUGGACAUGGGUUCAGUACCUCUUAAACCAUUUGGGUUCAGUGGAAAAGUGCACAAAGUGUAUUCAGGGGGCGGGGUGCUACCCAGUGCAACAGACAAUGCUGGCCCACAUGGGCCAGUAGUCUAACUCAGUGCAUAUGUGUGUACUCUUUGGAACCAACCUGUAUAAUAGAAGUAAUAGUAGGACUUGGUGUGAUUAGGUUUUUUUAAAAAAUACAUGUAUUUGAAUUUGAAAGGCUGGGGUUAUACUGAAUGGUAGAUGAGCUAACAUCUCUUGUGAAAAGCAGCAUGUAAUUGACAUACAAGCCUGAGCAUAUUCAGAAUCCAGUAAUUAAUGGAUUCUUCAGCUUGUGCUUUUCUCAUGUAUAUAACAAGACUUGGAAUCCAAAAUGUGCUGCCAACAUCUUUAAAACAUGUAAACAUCAUUAUGCUGAAACAGCCUUUUUUUUACCUGCUUAGGUAGAUAUUUUGAAGAAUAGAGUGGUUUAAGAAAAAAGAACUUUUGACCUUUUCUGUAAAUACUGCAUUGCGUGCACUUAUGCUUAGAACAAGCUUAGAACAAGGGUCUGCCCACCUGGGUUUUUUUUGGGGGGGGGGCAUUUGUAUGAUAUCUGUUAUGACUGACAUCUGCUGAUUUUAACUUUUACUUGGACCAGAGAAAGAAACUAGAUUAGUUUUAUACAUAUAUUUUAUAUAAUUGAUGUUGUCUGUCCUUUAAUAGGUAUUUUAUUUUCUGGAUAAUGAUUUUAUAGCUAAAGAAGCACUUUAAUAAGCUUUCUAAACAAAUCUUGCUCAGUUCCCCACAAACCCUAAUUGCCAUCUCUUCUGUUGUAUGAGCCAAAGUACCCUUUUCACUACCCACCACACACAUUAUACGGCAACUUGUGUAGAGAAGGGAGUCACUGUCUGUCCCCUGUGAUCCAAAAUUUAACUUCUUUUUUCAAAAGGUACAUUAAAAGAAAUUUCUGGCAGAUGUGAAGUUCUCUUGGCAUCUUUUGAUUGUGUCAUAGACCAAGGGGAGCAAAUAUCACCUGGGCUACUCAGAACAAUUUUCUGUUUCCAUGCCCUCUCUCCCCCUUUCAGCAGAGAAACUGUAUUUAGUUAUCUGCCCCAUUUGCCACCAGUGCAGAGAUACACAUUCUUUCCUGCCCUUCUGGUAGUCUUUGAAAAGUGUGACACCCAGUUAGUGAUCAGUUUAUGGAACUGCUGCCAUGGCAGAAAAUCUUGAUUGGUUCUGACAGCUUCAGGAAAUUUUGCUUUAUUAAUUUAUCAGUAAGAGAAAUUAGUAAGAGAAGUUGGCAUCAGUAAGAGAAGUUGGUCAGGAGAGCUGUCCUGUUAUAUUAUUAUUAUUAUUAUUAUUAUUAUUAUUAUUAUUAUUCAUUUAUUUCUAUGCCACCUUUCUCUUAGACCAGGACUCAAGGCAGCUUACAGAUAUAUCUGCUUCUAAAACAGUCCAACCUAAAACAGUUAUGCAAGAGCCUUUCUACCCUCUCAUAGCCUCAAUUUUCCACAAUAUAGUUUUAUAUAGCUUGAAAGUUUGCUGCAUCUUUAAAGAGCUGCUUGGCUCAGCAAAAGAGAUUGACUUGUUAACUAGGUCUAUAUUUCUGUGGGACCAGCAGGCUACCAACCAACCCAUGGAUCUGCCACAGAGCAGGUGCCCCUGUUUACUCCACAUCCAUUUCAUAGGCUGCGAGGGUGGGAAAUGGAGCCAUCCCUGCGUGGCACUGUCUACCCAUCAUUCUUUUACUAUUCAUCUUUGCUUCAGAUUUUGCAUUUCAGCAGCUUUAAAAAUUAAAACAAGCUUGAUGACAAUAGGAAUGGUAGCUUAUCCCAAUAACUGCUAGAAGCAGACUAAAUUACACGCACAUUAAACUGCAAUGUUUGGUUAGAACAUUUUUAAACACCAUAAACUGUAAUGUACAGAGUCUAAUGAAGUUCAGUACUUACUGCUAAAUGGGAGAUUCAGGAUGCUUUCUCAGCAGUAUAAGUCGUAGAAACAACUUCUCUUGAGUGUAAAGAUCUCUCUUCAUUAAAAAAAUGCAUUGGGGUUUUUUUAUUAAACAAAAAUAGCUCUCUGAUGCUAUGACCACAGCAGUCCUGCCCAUUCCCUGUCUUAGUACCAUCUACUGGAGAAUAAAGAACUACUUUGUUUAAUGAAUCUGCACUGAAGGGGGGGGGAUACUUUGUUGAAGGAGCAAAUGCAAAGAGAUCAUGGAGGAAACACAUGCAAACCCUUAAUUCUAAAAAUACAAUGAUUUCUAGAUCCUAUGAUGAAUGUUCGACAGUAGUUUAGAAAUCAGGAGAAAUGUAGAGCAAUAUGUAUUUCAAAAAACAUAAACUUUUAUCCCCCCCAACCCUAUAUUUUGAAAGCUGCUUUAAUUAUAAGGAAACUUCAGAAUGACCUUUAACUGCACCUGCAAAUCAGAAUUUACAUUGCAAACAGCCACCACUACCCCAAAUCCUCCACAAUAAGUUUAUAAUUCCUGCUAUUAAUUAUGGUGCAGAAAUAUAUUUAAAUUGACAAAGGUAUAUGGCUGAGUUUUACAUACCUGCUACUAGUAGCCUUCUCUAGUUCUUUCUGUAAUUAGUCACCUUUCCCUAAAGACCAGAAGGCAAAAUAAAGUAGUAAUGCUGAUGAAGCUUUGUGAUUAAAUACAGAGCACUGUUGAGGAGAUCCUGACAAGUCAGCAAGAGGGAGACUAUAAAGCAAAGAAAGUGGGAAGGGAAACCUGCUGAUUGUGCAGCAAGAUAAAUAUGAGUUCUCCCUAUUGUCGUCUGACUCUUCGCAGUGUGUAGAAAAGGAAAAGGCAGUAGUUUGUAGCAUGUGAUAGUUGACAGCUACAUAAUUUUAUCCCUUGCUUCAUUAGUUUUGGAAAUAACGGGUUCUACGUUUUCCUCUCAGAACAGUUUUAAUGUUGAGUUUUUAAAGUUGAUCCAUACCACAGUAAUGCAGUUUCACAUUUGAUUUCUACAGCCUCUGGUAAUUGUGUCUGGGCUUAGUAAUGGUUGACCCUGGGCUGCAACAGGGUCUCUGAUUGAGCUUUGGGAGUGAAGCUUCUUGGGAGUGAAGCUCAUUGCAGCAACAGGAUGAGCCCCUUUCCUUCUCCAGCCCAGUAUAAGGAUAGGGGUUUGUUUCUGUGGUCUCAUGCGCUUUGAAAACACUUGGAAGCUUUUCAUGUCUGGAGAGGACUACAAUUCUAUUGAAACACUUCAUUGGGCGUAAGUCUAAUUGAACUCGGUUGGACUUACACCUGAGUAAACGUUCAUAGCAUUGGGCUGCACAUGUAUUUGACUUAAUGGCAUUAAAUUUGUUUAAAGCAUUGAAAUGGAUGGCCUACUCAGUGGACUCCAUGGCUGACAGUGGAAAUGCACAGAAAAAGUACAUGUGGUUGUAACGCAUUUAUGAAGUUGCUAGACUAGUAUUCCUUUAAAUUGGGGAAACUGACCCACAAGAUGCUGCUGGACUACAACUCCCACCAUCCCUGACCAUUGCUAUGCUAAUGGAAGUUGGGGUCCACCAAAUCUGGAGGGCCACAGACGCUCCACAGACGCUCCAUCCUUUUUGCAAAUAAAGGAAUGUCUGUAAAGCAGCAAGGGGAUGGGAUGGUAAAUCAUAAUUAUUUCUCUUUUUAUUCCCCUGGUCAGGUAAUUAGGUAGACGUAUCCAGGGCCAUGAUGGGCCAGCAGUUUUUGAAACUCUGCGAGUGGGAGAUUCAACAGAGUUGUUGUGGUAGUGGAAAUCAGUGCAAUGAAUCCCACUGGUGCAAUGCAAGUCCACCCCCCCCCCAAUCUGCUUGAGAAGGUUAGGAGAACCCCCAGAACAACAUGCAGCACUGCACUCCAUUGGCUGUUUUUCCUUACUCAUUUUGUGAACUUGAAAUAAGUACUUAAGCUUCAAGAGCAGACAGAUUGUUGUAUAAAUGGGUUUUAUUGCAUUUCUUUAAUGAGCAAUCCUGGUUUAUAUAGAUAGUGAAUUGUAGACUAGUUUAAGCUGCAUUUCUAGCCAUGCUUAAUACCAAGUAAAUAUCAUUGAAAUCCAUGGGAACUAAACCUGAGCAAAGGGAAGGUACAUGUUCUUUCUCAGGCUCAGGUAAAAUGCGCCUACAAGACAUUGUGUAUUCUUUUUCCAUAGUUUUUUUUUCUGUCAUGGUGACGCUGCUUAGCCUAGGAGAGGGCUAAAUUGACAGAAAUCUCCAACUUUAGUUUAGUUUUAUUAUUACUACAUUUAUAUCCCACUUUUCUUCUAAGUAGCUCAGAGGGGUUCUUGUAGCUAAAGGCUAGUGUGGUAGUUUUCUUAACUGACCUAUUUAAAUUAUUAUUAUUAUUAUUAUUAUUAUUAUUAUUAUUUAGACCCCGCCCAUCUGGCUGGGUUUCCCCAGCCACUCUGGGUGGCUUCCAACAAAAUAUUAAAAUACAAUAGUCCUUCAUAUAUUAAAAACUUCCCUAAACAGGGCUGUCUUCAGAUGUCUCCUAAAAGUCUGGUGGUUGUUUUUUCCUUGACAUCUGGUGGGAGGGUGUUCCACAGAGCAGGCAUCACUACCAAGAAGGCCCUCUGCCUGGUUCCCUGUAACCUCAUUUCUCGCAAUGAGGGAACCACCAGAAGGCCCUCGGCGCUGGACCUCAGUGUCCGGGCUGAACAAUGGGGGUGGAGACGCUCCUUCAGGUACACUGGGCCUAGGCCGUAUAGUUUUAGCACUGACCUUGUAUGGCAUUUACAGAAUUUUCCAUAAAAAAUGAAGCAGGUAUCUGCUCUGAAAAGUCUAUACUGUAAUAUAAAACUUUCUAAAUGGCAAGAGACAUAUGGGAGAAGCAAGGGUAACGAAACAUACCUGUAUGCAUAUACUUAUCCUUGACGAAAACGCAGGCUUCAGUUUUGCUUGAAAGGUGGGAAAGAAUGUAGACUGAAUAAUAUAGAUUGGUGGUGCCAUUUUACAAGUUUGCAUUGUGCAUUUACUAAAAAUAAAAAACCAAUAAAUAAAUGUAGAUGUUUCUGUUUGGACAAACAAUUCCAAUAGAAGGGGCAGGAGUUUAAAAGAGCAGGACACUCGGAGGCAGCAGCUAAGGAUGGUAAAGUUGGAGGAGCAAAACUAGGGAGUUAACAUAAUAUAGUUUUAAGAUGUUUAUUUAUUACAUUCUUUAUUACAUUAUCGCUGUAUAUAGCUGCAUGUUGUUUGAGAAAAGGAUUCAAAAAGGCAAUCUGUUUAUCCAGAAGUCCUUUUUCUUAAUGUACUGGGACUUAGCUAUACAGCUGCAAAUAAAAUGUUUUAAGUGUGUUUUAAGUGCAAUAUACAAUGUGACACUAAAUGGUGAUGAUGAGCCCUAUGGAAAAUUCACUGUAUUUUUACAAACGCUUUUUUAAAAAUGCAUUUCCAGAACACUUUUUAUAUGUAUGUAGAUUUCACCCUGGACAAAAUACAGGCUUGUGUUUGCAAAACAAAACAAGCUUUGGCAACAGAAGUGACAGAAUUGUUUGGGGGCUGGGGUGUAGGUCCACCCUCAGUGAGAUGAGAUAUUUUGUCUUAGCUGUAAUUUUAUGUUUUACAAAAAACAUUUGCAAAAUAAGGUGAAGGUGGUAUGAUUGAUUAUCAGCAGUUUUAAAAUAUGCUUGUGUGUACCUUGUUAGAUUUUGAAAUUCAGCCUGCUAGUAUGCACAACGAAGAAAUAGGAUAUAAUGUUAGUAAUUUCAAAGCAUCCAAUCAGAAGGGAACAGUAUUUUCUAUAACCGUUCCCAUAGUAACAAAGCAGCUUUCCUAGUAUUCUAAGAGCCCAAGCCUAUAAUGAAGUAAUGAGAAUUGUUUUGUAUUUCGACAGAAAGAAAACAUUCUAAUGUGCUUUAUUUCUGUAUAUCUUAGUUUCCAUUGGAACCUAACCUGUAUCAUAUUAUCCAAAAUAUUUAUUUAUAUGGGAUUUCACUUCUGCAAGUGGGAAGUGCUUUGCUCAUGGAAUGACUGUUUCUAACCUAGUGCAAGAGGGCUGUGUGGGGACAAGAACCUCCAAAUCCAGAGUUGUUCUUCUCAUGCAGUAUUUUUGCCCAAGCUCCUUUUGAAAGCCAGUAGAAUUCUUAACUGCUAUCUCCUAUAUUGUCCUUAUUCAUGGGCUUUCACCUACUGCAACAUAACCAAUGAAUCAUUUGUGGUACUGCAUUGCAAGACAUAUCCUGAUAUUGAUCACACAAUUAUUCACACAAGACUUUGCUUGUUUUGGUUCCGAGUCAAAAACUUUGUUUUGGUACCAUAGAAUCUUCCAAAGUAGUACACACACAGUUAGAAACUGUAUUGUCUUUCAGGACUGAUCUUACAAGGCUCCCUCACAAAGUGUAGUUUGAGGGGCAAAAGUGCUCAUAAACAUUUUGCUUUACCUGUGAAAGGGGACCAGUGUGAGUUUCCUAAGAAUGCCUAUCCAUGAACUGUCACCAUAUAUGAAAAUAGGACAGGGGUAGCCAAGGUGACACUCUGCAGAAGUUGCUGGAAUGCAGCUCCCAUCAUCCACGAGUAUUGUAGUAGGAGGAUGACUUUGGCAAUUACUAGUUUCUAUAUUGAUGUGAAUUUGGGGUAGAUUUGUUCAAGGUAAAUGCAAUUAUUCCAGGUUUUUCCAUACAGGACUUUGAAUCCAAACUGCAGUGUAGAGCCCUUAUAGAAGGAAUCAAAAUAGCCAACAGGAUAUUCUGUACAUUCAGCAGCAGCUCUUAAUUGUGUCUUUCUAAUUACCUAAUUAGGGGACGCGGGUGGCGCUGUGAGUAAAACCUCAGCACCUAGGGCUUGCCGAUCGCAUGGUCGGCGGUUCGAAUCCCCGCGGCGGGGUGAGCUCCCGUCUUUCGGUCACAGCUCCUGCCCACCUAGCACUUCGAAAGCACCCUUAAGUGCAAGUAGAUAAAUAGGUACCGCUUCAUAGCGGGAAGGUAAACAGCGUUUCCGUGUGUUGCGCUGGUGCCGGCUCGCCAGAUCAGCUUUGUCACGCUGGCCACAUGACCUGGAAGUGUCUCCAGACAGCGCUUGCCCCCGGCCUCUUAAGUGAGAUGGGCGCCCAACCCUAGAGUCGGACACGACUGGCCCGUACGGGCAGGGGUACCUUUACCUUUAAUUACCUGACAUCAUAAUUUGCAUCCUGCUACAGGAAGUACGGUGGGCACCCGGCUGGAAUUUUUCAGAAUGAUAACCAUUUUGUCUUGUUAUUUGGCAGUUUAAUUGCGCUAACAACUUUUUAAAAUGUUUAUUAUUUGUACUGUAACUUUUCAUUAGGCUCAUAUACUUUCUUAGAUCCAUUGUUUUUAUUUCUGUUCACAGGUGGAUGUGACUGUCGUUCAUUUUACCCCAUUGGUGCAACCAAAAAUAGAACAGCCAUUUAAGCUGGUGGAGAAAGUUGUCCGAACUGUGUUUCAGUUCAGAAGGAAAUAUUGUCAUCAAAGUGUACGGUAAGAGAUCUUUUCUUCAGAAUGGUAUUCUUAAUACAAUGGCUAUGCAAAGUAAUUUCACACAUGGGAAUCUUUAGUUGGUGACAGCAGUCAGCAUGGUGUGUGAGAGAAAUAGACCAAAUUCCUCAGAAAGAGCUCUUGCAUCUCUUAUUAUCUAUAGGAGGAGUUGGGAACCAUUUUCUCCUCCUUGGGCCAGAUCCUUAUCUCCCCAGCCAUAAGUGGGCCAAAUGUAACAUGUCGCUGGGGCCACCCACCUGUCAAUCACUUGAUGUCCUAGUGAGGUCAAGUGAUGUUAUGCUUUGCAGCCCCGAUUGUGGGAAAUUCAAAGCACAAUGCUGGGCUGUUUGAGAGUCCUUUGGUAUUAACUUCUCACUUUACUGAAGGAGGUCUUCUCCCUUCCAUGCUGCUCCUUAAACCUCCAGUUUCCAUUGAAGGCUGGUUGUUCCUUUGCUGGAGCAAGGUAUGCACCCAGUCGGGAGUUCAUCUUAAGCUCCUGAUCAUUCCUUUGAAGUCCCACCGUUACAGACCCUGCUUGUCAUCCCAUGUUACGUCAGAUGUCAGGUGUGUGAUCAUGGCUUCCCCACUGAAUCAGUGAGCUUUUCAUGACCAGUGGAUCACAAGUGGAUAUAAAUCUCAAUUAUUUUGAGGGUAAAAUAUAUGUGUGUUUUCCUUUUAAAUAAAUAAACAAAUUUUAUUAUUGGGUAAGGGAACAUGAAACAAAGUAAAUGAGUGUCUUCAGAUAUGUGUCUGAGAAUAAACAAUGACAAACACACACACACACACACACACACACACACACACACUCACUCACUCGCUCACUGCCCAUGCCACUCUAUAGGCCUACAAAGAGAGAGAGAAAUUAUCCAGGCCUAGUUCCUUUCUACUAACUAGCAUCUACUUCACAAUCCAGACCAAGCAAAAAUGAGCACCAAACAGUUAACGCCCGCUGACAAGUAGUGGCCAUAGUUGUGAUGAAAAGGUUUACAGCAAUCAGAGCAUGCAAGCCACUCCUUUUAAUGCAAGCGUAUGGAACCUGCUGCUGGGCUGCAAUUUGGAUUGGCUGGGGAUGAUGGGCAUUGGAGUGCAAGAAUAUAUGGAUUGCCACUGGCUCCCCAACCUUGCUUUAAAUGCCAGGACACAACCCCAUCUUGUCACCACACCUCUAUGCCCUACAAUCAGCAGAUGAGGCCUUGGUGCCUGUUUAUUAUCUGAAACUUGAUUGGAUAAAGGGUGAGGCUUUCUUUGUGGCAGCACCCCUCCUUAAGGAACUGGGAGGGGGAAUUUUCAUUAUGGUAGAGAUUUUAACAGUGUGGCCUGACUUUUAAAGUGAACUGAUCUGCUGCUUGCUGAAAACUAAACUUGUGAUACUUUAGUGCUGCUGUUUCCAUGUUGACUUGUAAGACAAAAUAAAGACAUCUUUGGUUUAUGGUUAGGAUGUCAAUGCAAGCUUGAGCUCUGUGGCUUUUCAUUUUAGAACUAAAGCUUUCCAUAGAGAAUGGCAGUGUUCGGGAAGAGAAAGUAAAAUUUCUAAGUGAUGUGCAGAGAAGGCAAAAAUUUGGAUAAGGAAAGCCAACCACUGAGUGAGGGGGCAGAGUACAGGAGAUUGAGCAGCAUAAGAUGGUUCCAUUGGGGUGUGGUGUGGUAGACCAACAAUGUGGGGUAACUGCACCUAGUGCAGGCAACUAUUCUUAGCAUGGAUUAGUAAGCUAAUUUUAUAGAAGUGGGUCACUGUUUCUGAUGGUUAAAAAACCUGAAUAAAGGAAGAGACCCCGUUUAACAAACUCACUUGGAUUAUCUCUAUUAUUUUCUUUCAGUGUCUUAUUUCCAGAAGCUGAACGUUUAGAAAAAGCAGAACAGCUACUCAAGCUGGCAGAUGUUGAUCCAAUUCUGCGCCCGACUCAACUUUCCAUGUUUCAUUUUAAAAGCCUUUGUGAUGUCUAUAGAAAAAUGUGUGAUGAAGACCCAAAACUUUUUACAUAUAACUAUAGGGACGAAUUGACAGAGAAGCGAAACAGGAAGAGGAGCAGAUUUUGCAAGACUAAGGAUGAUGUGAUCUAGCUCAUUCUAGAAAAGAAACCAGCGGCGAUGUGUGUUUCUGUCGAGUGGAAUGAAAUACAUUCUAAUUUGGAAUGUUAAGUCUUUUUGAACUAAGGUAUGUGAAAUUCAUUGAAGAGAGAACAGUAUAAAAAACAAAACACACCAAUUGCAUUUAGCAUUUUACUGUACAAGCUUGUAGAGAAAAAUGAAAAAUACAAUAAGAUUACAGUACAGGCUUUUUAUAUUUACAUAUAUAUAUAAAAAUCAAGUAUAAACAUCUUAGUGCAACUUAGUGCAGGACUUUAAUUUUUCUAAGAUGAAUUUAAAAAUAUUUUUUGCUUUAAAUGCCCCGAAUUAAAGUUGCUUGAACUUUCUCAAAAGAACAUAGGUAUUGACAAGAGUUCGUUCCCUUUUCAAAAAUUUAAAAACAUCUCUUACUUUUAUUUAAAUGAGAUUACUCUGCCCUGAAUCGUAAACAGCUCAAUCUAAAUUUCUGUUCCACAAUAAAUUAAAAUAACUUAAGCCUUUACAACUACUUCUGUGGAAAACACAGUAGUGCAUUAAACUGAAUAGUUUCUCAAGUUACAAUAAUCACCCUUUUUAAAGUAUGUAAAUCUGUAUGUGGCGAUGCUGGAAUCAGGCAGCUAGGACUUACCAUGCCUGUCUACCGUUUCAUAAAAGCAGUCCUCAUUAACCACUGAAGUUAAACUUUGUACACUAAAUUCUCUUUCUAAAAUAGAGUUCAGGUCAAAACUUGCAGCAUCUGGAUGGCUAUCAAGAGACUGGUGCCGUUCUUGCAUUCCCAGUAAUGUUCCUUUGUCGCGUCUUGUGCUGUUCACUUUCCGUUUAAUAGGGCAAAAGUGCGCCCUGACUAGUUUAGGGUGAUCACCCACCCUCCGCCCUUCUCCAUACUCACUCUCAGAAGAAUACUUAUCCUCUGUAUCAUCACUAGGAUUCUCAGAAAUCUUCAGCCGCUGGAACUGAAUUUCUAUGUCUUUUGUGGGACUGCCUUUCUUUAGAAUCUGCUGGUAGUCAUCCUCGUCAUCACUUAAAAUGUCAGAUUCUUUGACAGGACUGUUUGAAAAAUCUGAUGCAGAGUUUUGGAGAUGUUUCACGGGGGACAAAUUUUUAGAUUCCAGGAUGCUAUCGGUGGUAUGGCAACUGCUACUUGGAGUACUGCUACUCAGGCUGCAUUCAUCAGAAUCCAAUUCAUUUACUUUGCCUGCUUCAGUGUUCCAUUCAUUACUGGGAGAGUUCUUCAUUAACUUUAAUGAUCUUGAGGAAGCUGCCAGGGUAAAAACACAUGCUAAAUUCCUAUACUCAACAACUCUGGCAAGCAUAACAAUAAGCGUUAUAUAGUGUUACAAUUACUUUUCAGUAUGAGGUGACAUUUUAAACUACUUUCGUUAUAUCACGGGGGAGAUAUUUUAAGUUGUGAAGUGUGGCUUUCUUCAAACAAACAAAAACUCUGAACUUAGAUUGGCUGAUUUAUCUAGGAGCCCACAAAGGCAAACUCCAUGUGGACUGACUGUGUAAAAAUGGCAACGUUAAGCUGCCUCUUAGUAGCACUAGGAAGGAACAGGGUUCAGUGCUUCCUGCCUAGUCACUGUGGAAGCCUGUCAGUAAAAUAGACUAACACUAUUCCCCCUACCCCCCGGAAAAAAAACUCCUACAAAGACAAGUUUAUAAGGUUCAAGUACUGAGUAAGGAUCUUUGCAUGAAGCUGCUGAAGUGAACAAGUUCUGCUUAUGCAUUAUGUCAAAGAUAAGGAACCGCUCAUUCCUGUGCUAUGCUUCAACCUUUCCUCAACUGCUCUGAGGAUAAGCCUCUAUGGUAGUCUCAGCUCUUCAGUCAAAGGCUAAGUAAGUUUAUGGGAAAGUAAUUUCAAGCAGUCAGUGUAGAGAAAAUACUUCUAUUUUGAAGGUUGCUCAGACUUUGUGUGUGGAAGAAUAUCCUACUUUGUUAAUCACAAAGUUGAUGUGUAUUAUUACAAUGUCUAUACCAUCUUUUAUCUGAGGAUCACAGGACAGUUUACAAUAUAAAAACACAUACCGUAUUAACAAAUAAAAGCAUACCCUCCCAAAGUUUUAAAAGGCCAUAUAUUUUUUAAUUAGCAAAAGGCCUGGGAGAAGAGAAAUGUUUUUGCCUGGUGCCUAAAGAUACAUAAGAAAGGUUUUAUAUUGUUGUAAACCACUGUGAUAUAUUUUUAUGAUUCAGUGGUAUAUAAACAUUAAAUAAAUAACCCAAAUUAUCCCCCCCGCCAAAUCCUCUUGCUUUGUUUACUAUCCGGUCUGAUUAAAUGUUCGGGAACACUUGAAAGCUUGCAUGCUGUUUUGUGACAUUUCAGUUGCUAGUAAGGUGGUUGUUCUAAGGCGGAUUCUGGCUCUCCCCCUCCCCCCUUAUAAUCCAACACAACUGACUUUUAGUUUAAGCAAAAUUAAUGUUCUCCCUAUCAGCUAUGCUUGUACACGUUUUUUUACUAUUAAAUUUAUGUCUC
Messenger RNA from Podarcis lilfordi (Lilford's wall lizard), 36919 nucleotides. The record is from the annotation of a GenBank genome assembly. NCBI's taxonomy places the organism in Eukaryota, Metazoa, Chordata, Lepidosauria, Squamata, Lacertidae.